GAGCAAUUCGGUGGACCUGAGUAUGGAUGAGGUGGCGUGGGACCCUGCCCCUUGGUGUGCAUUCGCGAUGCCGCAGCAUUUUUCAGUGCAUUUUGCGGCCAAUGAGUGGACGGCAACGGACGAAACAUUAACGUUUUGCGGUUCGAGCUGUGUGCGACUCAGGGGUGGAGAUGGGGAGUUGGGAGACGGGUGGGGUGGGGGGCAGAGUGGCAGCGGAGGAAGAAGCAAGGGUCGUUUUCUCUUACCCGGCGGGUCCCAAGAGGCUGUUAUGAACCUUAACAGGCCCACGGUGUGCCUUCGGACUUUUAUGAAGCUUAACAGGCUCACAGUGCGCCUUCUGCGCUCUGCUGAUGUUAAGAUAUUCUGCGUCAACAUCAUAGCGGCAUUCCGGCGAACGGGCAAUAUGGAUGGAGAUGGGUCAUUCAUAGACUGGUUGGAUGGAUGGAGUUGGUAUGAACAUUACUGAACAUAAGUUAAUUGAACAGAACUGCAGUGCGGUACAGUGCUUGAGAAGUCUACAGAUAUAAGGUGCUGAGUCCUUUCUUCAGAACAGGGAAUGUAGUUUUAGUACGUGCAGUCGUGAAGGUGAGCUGCGUUUUCGUUUGUCAUUUCGCUGCGGUCAAUCGAAAAAUGCGCGUAGCAUUUAUUUGGAUGCAGUGGAGAUGAUGAUUUCAUUUUUAUCGUAGGUCGAGUAGCGUAGCAAGGUGGUGUACAAUAAUCGUGUUGCGCUGUUUGUGUGCUUCCGUGAAGAAGUCCCUCCCUCCCUGCGGCGCCCCAUCGUAUGUUUCUCUCUGCCGAUCUGAACAAGCAAGGUAUUCUAUUCGCUCCAUCUC
This is a messenger RNA of Chara braunii, 833 nucleotides long. NCBI's taxonomy places the organism in Eukaryota, Viridiplantae, Streptophyta, Charophyceae, Charales, Characeae. The record is from the annotation of a GenBank genome assembly.